This is a messenger RNA of Truncatella angustata, 3094 nucleotides long. RefSeq lists its product as uncharacterized. The record is from RefSeq and is a predicted model, not a curated record. Gene Ontology annotation, molecular function: zinc ion binding; RNA polymerase II cis-regulatory region sequence-specific DNA binding; DNA-binding transcription activator activity, RNA polymerase II-specific. The transcript has 3 exons. Gene Ontology annotation, biological process: DNA-templated transcription; regulation of transcription by RNA polymerase II. Gene Ontology annotation, cellular component: nucleus. The coding region runs from base 243 to 2681 and encodes 812 amino acids. Lineage: Eukaryota; Fungi; Ascomycota; Sordariomycetes; Amphisphaeriales; Sporocadaceae.
CAUGCACGGUGCAGUGGGCCAACUCGCUGAACUUGUGCGCAAGCAUCGUCAGAGGACAGCUGUCUUACUAUACAUAGAAAGGCCCCUGGCCAGCGGCCUGAACUAAACUAACCUAAGUGGAAAUGCAAAACCCGUUCACAGCGUCUUCCGGCUGUCCCCGUCCUGUUAUCUCAUUGUCUCUUCCGAAUCCAUACUCACGGACGUAGCCCUCUUCCUUCAAGCCCAUUGCGCUCCAAAACUCAAUGAAGUCAUUCAAGAUCACGACUCCGGCCUUGUAUGAAGAAAAGAGAAGCGCGAGGCUCCCGGAUGACAGACAAUCUCGUAGCAGCUCGUGUCGUACUUGUCGGGACUUGAGAAUCAGAUGUGAUCGAGGACUGCCAUGCUCAAAUUGCCGCCGUAGGGGCUGGCGCGAGUCUUGCCAUUACCGUACCGGACGCAAAGGCGUCCAGCCCAUUCCAUGCGACAGCGAUCAGCAGCAGCCACAUCAGACACAACGGCAGCCACAGGAAGGGCAGCACACACAGCAACAGCAGCUGCUGCAUCUGUCUGAAACUACACGAGCACCAGCGGGGGCCACUGAAGAGAUGCUUGCCCUUCGCAGUAGAAUCGAACAGUUGGAGAUGGCUCUUGGCCGGGCUUCAUGUCCAUCGACUAGCAGUGAAACAAGUCGCCCAGGCGGUGGACCAGAAACCUCGUCUCAAGUUGAAGCCGAUUCUAGGCCACAGCGUAGCGUACCGAAGAUUUUUCUUCGAGAAUCUGCGGGCGAAGUCCAAUUUAUAGGCAGCACUCACUGGGCGUUUCUACUCAGGGAGUUCCCCUACCUCUCUCAGUUUCUGGCCAAAGAUACGGCAUUUCGUCACAGUCAGACCGCCCUCUUGCGCAUUGAAUCCAUAAUUGAUGCUAACUGUACGACUCCUUUGACAAUGACAUUUCCAUGCAAUAUCGAGACUCGUAGGCGCGAUUUGUUGAAUUGUUUCCCUGAUCAAGAGACCGCAGAGUCACUCACUGCAAACUAUUUUCGGUCCAUUGGAUUUGUUCUGCCAGUCGUGCUUUGCACGUCUUUCUUCCCAGUGGACAAGUCGCUGGCAAUUUGUAACGGAGCCGAAAUGCUAUGGCUUCUCCAGCUGACAAUGAUAUUCGCCUGCGGGUUUUUGAUUGAUGGAGUCCCAGACGGGCUAAGAUUGAGUCUCAACGCACGACAAAAUAACGCCAAGAGACUCGUCAAGAUUGUCGAAACAAUCAUACUCAACGAUAGCAGUUUUCGAAAACCAAGCAUCAUGCUACUGCAAGUCUUACUGCUUCUGAUAUCAGCCAAGAUCAUGUUGUCUGUCGUCGACGGACCAGAUGGUCUGUGCGGUUUACUGGGGAUGGCUGCGAAGCUGUCGUUUUCAUUGGGCCUUCAUCGAGAUCCAGCCUGUUUCGACGGACUGUCAUCAUUUGAUAUGGAGCGUAGACGACAGCUAUGGGCUAUUCUUCGCUUCAUGGAUUUGGACUAUUCCAUGCAAAUGGGCGUCCCACACCUCAUCAACGAUGAUGAGAGCGACUGUAGGCUCCCUUCUGCUAGCCUUGAGGAGCGCCUUACUCUCAUGAGAAGUCCCGAGGCUCUUGGACAUCGAUGGUCUGAUGAUGAUACCAGAGACAAACUCCUUCAUAGCUUGGCAAAGCUGACUUGCUGUUGUGCAAAAGUGCACACACUCAUCACGGCAACAGGACUGCAAUCAUCAUUGGACGUCGCAAAAACGCAGAAGGCCAUGCUCAAAUGUGAGCUGGAAGAAGCCAGAAGAGUCUUGAGCCAUGCCAUAUUAUUUGAGCGUGAACGAUCUUUGUCCCCAUCAUCACAGUACUUUCCCAACCCAGAAUUUGUUCGGCGGUUCUACGAGGUAUUCUUCAGUACCAUGUAUAACCGGAUGUGUACUGUUUUAUACCAGCCUUUCUUGCUAGAAGAUUACAAUAUGGACGUGGCCUGGCCAGAGUUUUUAGGUGCAGCGAUGUCUAUCCUGACUGACCAACAGCAAUUGACGACAUGGUAUCCAUACACAGUCAGUGAGUGGUGGAGUCUCGGACAGACAUUUUGGAAAAAUGACGUAUGCCGCGCCAUCUUCUGCCUUUGCCACGGUGUUUGUCAGCGGCAGUUAGCAUCUCUCAGACUGCCAGCAACUGUUCAACACACACCAACAAACAUUGCUAUACUUGGUGCCAUAGCAACAGCUAAGGAAUCGUGGACUCGUAACAUUCCUCUUGGGAUCAAUUAUGUGAAAUCAUAUAAAUUGAUUUGUGUUGUCGUUGCUUCGACUCAGGCAGUUGUGCACAAUGAGCCCAAGCUUGCGAGGAUGGUUCAAUCUGCAAACGAAUCGAUGCAACUGGCACUGAGUACGUUACAGUCAUCUCUGGAGAAUGACCCUGUUGAUUACAAUACAAGCCACACUACGAAUAAUUAUAGCGCUGAUUCGUUCAACUGCAUUGGCUUCGAUCGUCGUAGUGCCGACGCUCAAAUGCACGACAUCACUGGCAAUGACGAUUCGAUAUUUUUUUCCAAUACCCAUGGCACGCGGGAAGUGUGUGGAUUGAACGACUGGUCGCAGAUGAUAUCUUUGACUGAGUUUCCUGAAUGGGAGUGGUUUGACCAGCUCAAUUGGAAUUCCAAGCCAAGUCUGUCCACUAGUCAAGAAACAGGCAUUUGAAGACGUUUCAAGUGAGACGCAAUGAAUAGUCCUGUAGAUAAUGGACAAAUCGUGAGGUUGGUAUGACUCCUCCAUGUGCAAGUGAAAUAAGAUGGAGAUCCGGGCUACGCUCCGAGUGAACAGAUAUUCUCCGUCCGGAGAGAAUCUCGGCCGAUUCGCCGCAUAUCUCGAUCGACAUUUGGUAGUCCUAUUCUCUCAGAAUUAACAUUAUUUAAUUUGCGAAUAGUCAAAUUUUUUCUAGUUGUUGGGACUGCACUUUUGUCGAUUUUCACUGCGCUUAAACAAAUUUUGAUUUUGGUAUCAUACGAGUGCAGCUUUUGCGCCCAUAAGUCUGCGCUUUUCGGGGUGGCGCAGUAGGUAGCACUAUGAGUAUCCUUUCCAUUCCUUUCUUCACUGGACAUAGUAUGACAUCC